AUGUCCAACAUUGACGAAUCAAAAUUAUCACCACAAGAAUUAAAAUUAUAUAAAUUAUAUGGUAAAUUACCAACAAAAAAUGAAGUUUUAACAAAUAAAUUACAAGAACGUAAAUAUUUUGAUUCUGGUGAUUAUGCUUUAAAUCAAGCUGGUGUUAAAGAUAUAAAUACAAAAUUAUCAAAUAAACAUUUAAAUCCUCAAGAAAUUUUAAGAAUUAAUAGAAAUUCUGUUAGUGGUACAAGUCCUGGUAAAUCAUCAUUAGAAAAUGAAGCAAAAUUAGAUGAGAAAUGA
Messenger RNA from Hansenula ciferrii, 291 nucleotides. RefSeq names its product phosphatase regulator (gene IGO2). Bases 1 to 291 code for a protein of 96 amino acids. Gene Ontology annotation, cellular component: cytoplasm. NCBI's taxonomy places the organism in Eukaryota, Fungi, Ascomycota, Saccharomycetes, Phaffomycetales, Wickerhamomycetaceae. The record is from RefSeq and is a predicted model, not a curated record. The transcript has a single exon. Gene Ontology annotation, molecular function: protein phosphatase inhibitor activity.